Messenger RNA from Lolium perenne, 801 nucleotides. RefSeq lists its product as uncharacterized. Gene Ontology annotation, cellular component: mitochondrial matrix. The record is from RefSeq and is a predicted model, not a curated record. NCBI's taxonomy places the organism in Eukaryota, Viridiplantae, Streptophyta, Magnoliopsida, Poales, Poaceae.
AUGUCUCUCCUCGCUGCCGCCGUCGCCCGCCGCGCCUCCGCGCUGUUCCGCCCCGCGGCCGCCGCCGCAUCGCUAAGGCGGAUGAGUUCGUCUUCCAUCGACGCCCUGCGUGCCGAGGCCGCCUCCUACCGCGCCAUGGCCGCCGCCUACCGCGUCAAAGCCGACGCCCUCCGCACGGCCACCCACGACGGGGAGCUCGUCGGCGUCAUCCAAUCCACCCUGCAGUCCCACGACCGCAGCCCGGUCGGUGAGAUUCCGAGCGACUUCCCUUUUGAAAUCAACAAAACGGAUGGGUUUGCCGACGUUACUCUUACGAGAAGUUUAAGAGGGGAGCAAAUCGAGGUCCUGGUUUCCAUGCCCACGCUUGACCAGGAUGAGGAGGAUGUCUCGUCGUCUUCCGAUGGGUACUACACAUCAUCAUGUUCAGACCAGGACGACCAAGACGAGAACAGCCCACAAGAACAAACUGUUCCUCUCACGGUCACCAUCUCCAAGGGUGAUGGCUCAAGCCUCGAAUUCUCUUGCACCGCUUAUCCAGACAGGGUCGAAAUCGACGACAUAUCCAUGAAACAGCAAACACCGGGGGUUGUUGCGGCUGCUCUAGAGGACGAUGAAGAUGACCAGGUUUAUGAAUUCAGUCAGCUAGAAGAAAACCUGCAGCAGGAACUCUACAAGUACCUGGAGUUGCGUGGGAUCACUCCCUUGAACGCAAAGAUUUUGCACGAGCACAUGAUCAACACGGACCGACGCCGGUAUCUCCUCUGGCUAGCCAAGUUGUCGGAUUUUGUCAAGAAAGACUGA